This is a messenger RNA of Anolis sagrei ordinatus, 1680 nucleotides long. RefSeq names its product fascin actin-bundling protein 3 (gene FSCN3). Lineage: Eukaryota; Metazoa; Chordata; Lepidosauria; Squamata; Anolidae. The record is from RefSeq and is a predicted model, not a curated record. Gene Ontology annotation, molecular function: protein-macromolecule adaptor activity; actin filament binding.
AUGGAGGUGGGGCUGGUGGACUGGACGGGCGGCUUCCUGACGGGAGAGCGCUUCGGGGGCGGCGUCGACGUCUCCGGGACCGCCCUCGGGUGGAAGCAGACGUGGCUGGUGGAGGCGGUGCCCGAGGAGGGGCCACAGGGGGCGUGUCCUCGGCGCUGGUGGGCGUGGCUGCGCGGCCCCGGGGCCCGCCCCCUGGUGGCGGAGGCGUGCGGCGCGGUGCGGACCCUUCUGCCGGUGUCGUCGUGGGCGUCGUCGUGGGAGGAGGCGGAGGCGGAGGGCACGCUGUGGGCGGUGGAGGCGCACGCGAGCGGGGCGUGGAGCCUGCGCGAGGCCGUGGCCGGCGAGGACGGAGCCGGGGGGCGCUUCCUGGAGUCGGACGGCGAGGACGUCUUGUGCGUGUCGUGGCGGCGGGAGGGGGCGCCCUCCCCGCGCGGGCUGUGGCUGCCCCGCCUGGCCGGCCCGCCCCUCGCCUGCCUCUUCCACCUGAGACGGGGACGCUUCGCGCGCGCGGAUCCCGAGCUGGGCCGAGUCUGGGCCGACGCCGGCGGGGGGGGCGAGGGCGAGGGCGAGGCUGAGGGGGCGGCGACGGCGACGGCAAGGGCGGCGGAGCUGGGCGCGGGCUGCGGGUUCCUGCUGCGGCGCGGGAAGGGCGGGGCCUGCGUGCACCUGGAGGCGGCCGGGCGGCGCUUCCUCUCGGGCCAGGGGCGCCUCCUGCCCGGCCCGCCCUCCGCCCAGACGGCGCUGCUCCUCCGCCUGCGCCCCGGCGGGGGGGUCGCCCUCGCCGGCCCCGACGGGCGCCCCCUCUUCCCGCAGGGCCCGCGCGGACUCCUCCGCCCCGCAGAGACCCCCCAGGCGGAAGAGGAAAAGGGGGCGCAGGAGGAGCAGGAGUGGUUCCAGGUGCGGCGCCUGCCCACGCGCGUGGCCCUCCGCAGCCCCGCCGCCCAGCGCUUCCUCUCCGUCCUCCGAGGCGGCGACGUGUACGCGGGCUCCCGGAGCGCCUCUCCGCUGGGCUCCUUCCUGCUAGAGGCCGGCCUCGACGGGGACACCCUGCGCCUGCGCGGACCGCACCACAAGUACCUGGCCCAGAGGGUGUCCGGGGCGGUGAGGGCGGACGGCGAGGCCCGGGACCCGGCGACCCUCUUCCGCGCGCUCUGGCUCUGCGGGACCCUCUUCCUGCGCGCCCCCGACGGGCGCUUCCUGGGCACCGGACCCCGAGGGAGGGUGCGCGCCACGGCCACCGAGCCAGGUCCGAGCGAGGAGUUCUGGCUGCGCCUGGCCGACCGGCCCUUCGUGGUGCUGCGGGGGGCGAGGGGCUUCGUGGGCAGCCGGAGGAGGGGCUCGCCUCCCUCCCCCUCCCCUUCCUCCUCCUCCUCCUCGUGGUGUGACCGGGAGCGGGGCCUGCUCCUCCCCCUCCGCGGGGACCGGCUGGAGCCCGACGUGGUGGAGCUGCUCCCCUGCGCCCGGGGCGUCUACCACCUCCGCAGCCGCGGGAAGGGCUUCUGGGGCGUGGGCGGCGAGGGGCGCCUGUUCUGCGGGGGGCGCGCGGCGCUGAACUUCUGCCUGGAGCUGCGGGGCCCCCACCGCCUGGCCCUGCUCGCCCCCAACGGGCUCUACGUCCGAGGAGACCACCGCGGCGCCCUCCGCGCAGACGCCCGCCACCCCCAGCACUGGGACUUCUAG